Molecule: messenger RNA, 4661 nt
Organism: Rhineura floridana
Lineage: Eukaryota; Metazoa; Chordata; Lepidosauria; Squamata; Rhineuridae
Gene: TTLL11
Product: tubulin tyrosine ligase like 11
Exons: 9
Coding region: 81-2177 (698 amino acids)
Biological process (GO): microtubule cytoskeleton organization; protein polyglutamylation
Cellular component (GO): cilium
Molecular function (GO): tubulin binding; tubulin-glutamic acid ligase activity
Source: RefSeq, a predicted model, not a curated record
GGGCCGGCAGCUGAGGGGAAGGAAGGAGGGAGCCGCCGCGAGAGCCGCCGCCGCCGCCCUGGCCCGCGACCGGCCGGAGGAUGGAGACGCCGCCUGGAGCAGACGUCGCCGCCCGCCUCUUGGAGGCAGCCGGGGGAGAGCAGGAGGCGGCGGCGGAGGAGGAAGCGGCGCGCCGGGCCGGGCAUCAGCCGGAGGAGGAAGCGGCGCGCCGGGCCGGGCAUCAGCCGGAGCCGGCGGAGGACGCGGCGGCGGCGGCGCCAAGCGGAGGCCCUUGCCCGGCUGCCGCUGCGCCCUCGGCCCGGGCGCGGCGGGGCUGCUCGGCCAAAGCGGCUCCGGCGGCGGCGCGGGCGUCGAGGCGGAAAAAGGGCUCCACCGCCGCGCCGGGGCCUCGCCCGCGCCCCCGCCGCGCCCCGCGCCCCGUCACAGUGGACAGCUCCAAGGCGCGCACCUCGCUGGAGGCGCUCAAGCUCAGCCUGCGGCAGCUGCGCUGGAAAGAGUUUCCAUUUGGCCGCCGUUUGCCCUGCGACAUCUAUUGGCAUGCCGUGUCCUUUCACGAUAAUGCCAUCUACUCAGGCCAAGUCAACAAAUUUCCAGGCAUGACUGAAAUGGUGAGGAAGAUUACCCUCAGCCGGGCCAUGCGGACGAUGCAAGAGCUCUUCCCCGAAGAGUACAACUUCUAUCCCCGCUCCUGGAUCCUGCCUGAGGAGCUGGCCAUCUUUUUCGCGGAGGUUCACAUGAUCAGAGACACUCGACCCUCAUGGAGGCCUACGUUCAUUGUGAAACCCGAUGGUGGUUGCCAGGGAGAUGGGAUUUACCUCAUCAAAGACCCCGGCGAUAUCCGCAUGACGGGGACUCUCCAGACGAGGCCGGCGGUGGUACAGGAGUACAUGUCCAAGCCUCUCCUGAUCGACAAGCUGAAGUUUGACAUCCGCCUGUACGUCCUGCUGAAAUCUUUAGACCCGCUGGAGAUCUACAUUGCCAAAGAUGGACUCUGCCGGUUUUGUACGGAGCCUUAUCAGGAGCCGACCCUCAAGAACCUCCACCGUGUCUUCAUGCACUUGACCAAUUACUCGCUCAACGUCCACAGUGGGAACUUCGUCCACUCGGACAGCGUCAACACGGGCAGCAAACAGACGUUUUCCAGCAUCCUCGACCGGCUCUCUGCCAAAGGUGUCGAUGUCCGGAAGGUCUGGUCAGACAUCAUUUCGCUGGUCAUCAAGACGGUGAUUGCGAUGGUCCCCGACUUGAAGGUUUAUUACCAGUCUGAUAUUCCCACCGGGAAACCAGGGCCGUCUUGCUUCCAGAUUUUAGGGUUUGACAUUCUCCUGAUGAAGAACCUGAAGCCCAUAUUGCUGGAAGUCAAUGCGAACCCCAGCAUGAAAAUUGAGCACGAGAAAGAGGUUUCUCCAGGAGUUAUUGAGUACAUCCCAAGCCCUGUUGAUGAAGAAGUCAAAGUCGCUGUCAUCCGGGACACCCUCCGGCUAGUGGAUCCCCACAAGAAGAAGAAGGAAGAAAAAUUAGCUGAGCCUCCUCAGCCCGAACUGCAGGAAAAAGAUGACCUACUCGAAGAAGGAUCAGUGGAAAACCCACAGCUGGAUGGCAGCAAAGACCCGGAAGCUGCUGUACCCUCCAUUUGCUUGAAGCAAGUGUUCCCGAAGUAUGCAAAACAAUUUGACUACCUACGGCUGGUGGACCGGAUUGCGACUCUGUUCAUCCGUUUCCUGGGUGUGAAAGGGACAAUGAAAUUGGGGGCCACAGCUUUCCGCAUGUUUAUAAGAAACAGCAAGAUCAGCAACAGCGGCUUCAGCAUGGCAGCUGCAGAUAUCCUCUACAUUGACAUCACCCGGAGGGGAAGUGGAAGCCUCAGCAUGGACCAGCGGGACACAGGGAUGGGCCUGCAGGCUUUUGUUGAAGCAGUCUGUUUCCUGGCCCAGAGGAGGUAUAAGUCUCUCUCCCUGCACGAGCAGGUGGAGCUGCUGGUUGACUUCUGCGAGUUCAACUUGGCUGCCUGGGACGAGAGGCGCCUGAGCUGCAGCCGUGCUGUCCCCGAACGGCGCAUGGCCCUGGUGACUUGCCAGCAAGACGGACUCCACCUCAGCCCUGCUACUCCAACGCCGCCUCAGUUCCACAGCACCACAGCCCAUAAAUUGGUUAAUUAUAGAAGCCCCCGUCCCUGAAGAGACUGCAUUUCAUUAGGGGGGGUGGAAAAAAUGAAGGUCUGACAGACCUGAAGCCUUCAGCGCCGUGGGAGGCCAGAUGAGCGCCAGAGCCCUCCUGCCUCAGAGUCACAUUUUUAUUUAUUGCUGCUGCCCUGAUCGAUGCUCCUCCUCCCAGAUCUUUGGAGUGCAGCGUCUGGCUUCCAAAUGGCGGCUGUCUGGGUGAGGGCUGGCUGUUUAUGGAGUCCUGGGAGAGUGGGAAUGGCAAGGUGAUGCUGUCCUGCAUCCUGGAUCCUACGAAAGAAUCUCCCACAAAGGCCAAGCCUGGCUGGCAACAUUGCACUAGCCAGCAUCACGGAACCGACGCCGGAGAAGAAGAGCGUCAGUGGAGAAGAGAAUCCAGCCGCCGCAGCUACGCCUUGCAGAAGUCUUAAGUGGCCCAGGAGAAAGAGGCUACUAUCAUUGAGCUUUGCACGGUGGGAUUUGGAAAGUGUGGAAAAGGGUAGAAAUUGUAGGUUUUGGUGGACUAAAAUCCUAUUUAUGUCUUUCAGCCAAGUUGUAAGGGCUUGUUUCAUUCCGAAGGUCUGGGGGAGGGCAGGUCCCACGCCCGGCAUGGCUUGUGAGUUGGAACUCUGUUGCAUGCAGAAGUUCUCAGCAUCUUCCCUUGAAAGAGUUGGAGCUGGGAAAGGGCCUUCCCAUUAUUGCCUUAGGGUGCUGCUGCCAGCCCAAACUUCAGAUCUUUACAUCCAGUGCACACAAUUCUCAGCUUUGUGGGGGCAGUGGGGAGGGGAUGCGGAGGGGCUUCUCGCUUUCGGAAAAUGAGCAGCCACAGAGCUCUGUGUGAGCCCUGGUACACCUUUAGUGCUGCAGAGGCAAGACCUUAGUCCCAGGUAGCCAAGGAGUCCGUUAGCUCUCCACAUGAGCACAUUGCUUAGGGUCCGAGCCCAUUGGCUUUCGGAGCCUCCCAAAGGAAGGCUGCCGGCAUAUCCUAUGAUCCCUCAAUGGCUCUGGGCGAUUGUGUGAAUUUGUGCUGAGUGCAGAAUUCAGCAUUCCAAAAAUACAAGCUUUCAUUAAAACAAAAGCAACGGCAACAAAAGGAAUCUUCUAGGCCUCAAAGGUGAAAAGUGUGUAUGCAACAUCUGACAAAAUCUGGGAAGCUACAAGUGUGUGCGUGUGUGUAUUUGUGUAUCAGUGCCCGAGUGGAAUCUCCACAAAAAUUGGGGCAGUGUGUGUGGGGCUUCAGCAUCCCACGUAGUUCCUUGCCGUCUCCCCAUGGCGACCAGAAGCAAAUAUGUCUUGCAAAGCAGGCAAAUUUGCUUUACAUGUGCAUACUUUUUCUAAAACAGGUUGCAGAAUUUUAUUUGGGUCCCCACCUGCACAAGGAGUUUUGAUUUUCUUCUGGCUUAGAAUAUAAAGUGCCUUGCACCUGAAUCAUCUCCUACCUUUCACAACAUUGGUGCCUCCAAAAGUGAUUCAAAGUGGAAGCAAAGAGAAGGUGUUUUGCGGGGCUUUAAGUUUUGUUCGUGUCAGGCUGGCCCCACACAGAGGAGACGUGCUGUGCCUGUCUAUGCACGCUGGGUGCAUCACGUAGAAAACACUGAGGCAGAGGCCGAAGCCGCCAUCAUAAUGUGCUUGGGAGGAGGAGUGGUGCCUCUAUCACCUGGGGGCGGGCAGGGCAGGGGGUUGGCAGCGCACCAUAUCUUGGAGGAAGGUAAGAGAAGGCUGCCGAUCCACUAGAGGAGACAGUAGAGGAAACGGGUCUCUUCUGGCAUUGUCUUGGGUUGACAGCUUGCCCGUUUUCUCGAGAGCUCUUUGCCAGUGGUUGCCCUCCUCCACAGCUCUUGCCAGCCUGGCUCCUCCAUGCAGCUGGUUUGCUCUCCUAAUAAAUGUUUGAGUCGCCGCUGGGCAUCUUUUCUCUUUGCGUUUGGCAUCUUUGGGCCGACGCAGCUUAGUAGCCGACGGCCUUCCUGCAAUGCACAAUCCCAGCAGGCUUUGCAAGUGAUUGGAAUAGCGCAAAGGGACAGAGAGCCAAUCUAUAACGCUAAGUGUCCCACCGGCUUCCCUCGCCACCCUCUCCCUGAAACGCAGCCCAUGGCGAUCCCCAAGCACCCCCCUCUUUUUCCUAAGCCCAAAGUGGCUCAACUGGCUGCACGUCUUUUUAAAAAGGAAACUGGGAACCCCAGUGUCUCGCAGGCUGUGACACCCACGUGCCUCCACAUGUGCAGUGUCAGAAGCAGCUGAGGCCAGUCCCUCAGCAUAGAUGGGGCACUGCCCCACCAGCCUCCACCUGCCCUCAGCCAGGCCCCGUCUGCCAGCCUUCUUCCUUACAUCCGGUCCAGGGUGCAGCCCUGGCUGUCAGCUUCCUCCUCCCUAAGUCUCAGUGGUGCCCCUUGUAGAACUCAGCAGGGAGGCAGAUGGGGACAAACUAAGUUCUGCCUGCCACUGGCACUGGUGCCACCUACUGGUUGGGCUCCCUGCCUUCCGCCCCCCCCGACCCCAUCCCAA